AUGUCUCCUUCUACUACAGUGUCGAAGACACUUGCCUCUCCUCCUUCGGUCUCGAAACGGCCAACAACCUCGUUGCUUCCAGCGUUCGAGCCACUAUCCUCUUCGCCCGCUCUACCACGACCGCUCAAGCGAACUCGAGAUGCAUUUGAUGACCACGCGACCUAUCCUACACCAGCCCCCACUUCCUCUACAGCAAUAUUGUCUUCUUCACCAGCACGCGUAGUCAAGUCUAGACCGAGUCUUCCAAGAACUUCGUCCACCCUUGCCGAACGCACACCUUUGGGUGCCGUCCCCUCCAUCCAAUUAACAGCCGAUGGGAAAGUUACGCGUAUGGGCAGAUCGAGCGCCUCCUGCGACUACCAGUUCUCCUCGAACCGGCUGAUAUCCAGAGUGCAUGUCGAAGCCUGCUACAAGCCCGCGGGGUCGCGUCUGGAGCGGGACCGCGUCGAGAUUACGUGUUCCGGCUGGAAUGGUAUCAAGAUACAUUGCAAGGGUCAGGUCUACGAUGUCAAGAAAGGAGAGACGUUCUCCACGGAUGUUAGAAACUCAGAGAUUAUGAUUGACGUUCAUGACAGUCGUGUCGUGGUCGAGUGGCCUCCCAAGCCCCAGCUUGGUGCUUUCUCCUCAGAAGACGAGGAGGAGGAUUCCCCCAGCAAGCGGCAACGUGUCAUGUUACGCCAUUCAACACCACCGAGCCCAAGCCCAUUGCAAGCACGCAAAAGAUUAUCUUCUCCAAUCUCGCCAUCACCUGCCGUCCAGGCCGUAAUGCCGUCGUCACCGCCGCUUCCGCCAGCUGCUGUCGAAAUUUACGAGGAUCCUGAGCCAGCAGAGCAGCGCAGUGAAACAAUCAGUGCCGCCGAGGUAUCUCAGUCCACACAAGCGCUAUCUCAGAAUGCUGAACAUUCUGACGUCCCACAGAACAGUGCUUCGUUGUCUACUGACGACUUCUCUGAUAACGACGAGGAGAAUGACCCCAUCAUCCACUCUUUUGGACUCUUUGGUGCUAAUCUCCUGCCACGCAUGGCAUCGAUUUCUGCUGGCGAUUCGCCCGACCCUAGUUUGUCUAUCAACAGUGCUCGCUCUUCACAUACCGAGCCCUCUCCCACCAACGAUUUCUCUGCAUCAGCCAAAAAGGCGGGGUCAGAAAUUGAUGUCCAAAGUCACAUCAUCAACCAACUUGCAUUUUCACGACUAUCGUCCACUCCACUAUCGACUAUUCUGAGUCAUCUCCCACAUGAAGCCGGAGUACUGUCGAUCAAUCAGAUUAGGCAGCUGGUUAAAGACACAGCGUGCAUAGGUGAAGUCCGUAGAGAAGGGAAAGAUGCCGCAGGCAAACCACUAGAGAGCGAAUUCUACUACAUUCCCGAUGAAGACGAAGAUAUGCAAAGAAAAGCAGCUGUGGUCAACGAGCUGCGAAAGCCGGGGUUGAGAGCAUGCCGUAAGCAGCACAAGCAAUACUACUGGCGCAAACCGAAAUGA
This is a messenger RNA of Cladophialophora yegresii CBS 114405, 1479 nucleotides long. RefSeq lists its product as uncharacterized. Lineage: Eukaryota; Fungi; Ascomycota; Eurotiomycetes; Chaetothyriales; Herpotrichiellaceae. The transcript is spliced from 2 exons. The record is from RefSeq and is a predicted model, not a curated record. Gene Ontology annotation, molecular function: protein binding. Bases 1 to 1479 code for a protein of 492 amino acids.